Molecule: messenger RNA, 657 nt
Organism: Pistacia vera
Lineage: Eukaryota; Viridiplantae; Streptophyta; Magnoliopsida; Sapindales; Anacardiaceae
Exons: 2
Coding region: 1-657 (218 amino acids)
Source: RefSeq, a predicted model, not a curated record
AUGGCAGACUCCAAAGUCAGGUUGAAGCUUUUAGUUGACACAAAGGGUCAGAAUGUUCCUUUGGCUGAAGCUGGAAAAGACUUCAUAGAUUUUCUCUUCUACCUUCCUUCUUUGCCUGUCGGCACUCUCGUUAAGCUCUUGGGAAAGAAUAUCAAGGGAGGUAGCCUACCUAAUCUCUAUGAAAGCAUUGAAACUCCUGGUGAAACCUAUAUGCAAUCAAAUCAAAAGAAGAACAUACUGCUAAAUCUUAGAUCUUCAAAAUGUGCCACUGACAUCCCUCUUUUGAAUCUUGAAUUAAAGACAGCAAAGGUUUACUUAUGUUCUAACUGUCAAAAAAAUGGGGAUGAUGUUCCAAACUUGGUUUGCCCUUAUUGCGAGGAAGAAAUUCACCCUGAUGAGCUUAUUCCUGAAGAUGCCGUGGACAAGGAGACAGUUGUUGAUGGAGGUUUUGUUAAAGGGACGGUGACUUACAUGGUGAUGCCAAUGUCUACUAUAUCUAUUAUUUCUUUGCUUAAAAGGUUUAAUGUUAAAGACGUAGGUGCACUUGAGGAGAGAGUUGUCGAUUUCGGCAUCUACGAGGGUCUGAAGCUGCUGAAGGCAUCCAUGGAAUGCAAGAAUGUUUUAACUACCGUCUUCUUUGAGAAUAAGAGUGCAUAA